Molecule: messenger RNA, 1270 nt
Organism: Globicephala melas (long-finned pilot whale)
Lineage: Eukaryota; Metazoa; Chordata; Mammalia; Artiodactyla; Delphinidae
Product: epidermal retinol dehydrogenase 2
Biological process (GO): retinal metabolic process; retinol metabolic process
Cellular component (GO): lipid droplet
Molecular function (GO): all-trans-retinol dehydrogenase (NAD+) activity
Source: RefSeq, a predicted model, not a curated record
CGCCCUUGGACUUUGUCUCUGGCGGCGCGGGGGUAAACCCGGAACCUCGCGAGGCUGAGAACCAGUGACGCGAGGCCCGUGGCGGAGCAGGCCGGCCACUCGGUCGCAGCGAGGGCAGCGCAUCCCGGGUGUCAGCCAGAACAUGGCGCCCAACCUGAACUCAGUCAAGACGUUUUUCGUUUUCUUGGGAAAAUCAGUGUUUGCCCUUCUGGAGGUUCUGGUUUUUGCCAUAAUCCCAAGGCCACAGAAGAAUGUUGCUGGUGAAAUCGUACUUAUAACAGGCUCUGGGAGUGGACUUGGAAGGCUCUUAGCCCUCAAAUUUGCCCGCCUGGGAUCGGUGCUUGUUCUCUGGGAUGUCAGCCAGGAGGGGAAUGAGGAGACCUGCAAGAUGGCUCAGGAAGCUGGAGCCACAGGGGUUUAUGCGUAUACCUGUGAUUGCAGCCGGAAGGAGGAAGUGUAUAGAGUGGCCGAUCAGGUUAAGAAAGAAGUUGGCGACGUUUCAAUCCUCAUCAACAAUGCCGGAAUCGUAACAGGCAAAAAGUUCCUCGACUGCCCGGAUGAGCUCAUGGAAAAGUCUUUCGAUGUGAAUUUCAAAGCACAUUUAUGGACUUAUAAAGCCUUUCUACCUGCGAUGAUCGCUAACGACCAUGGACAUUUGGUUUGCAUUUCGAGUUCAGCUGGAUUAAUUGGAGUAAAUGGACUGGCCGAUUAUUGUGCAAGUAAAUUUGCAGCCUUUGGAUUUGCUGAAUCGGUAUUUAUGGAAACAUUUGCCAAGAAACAAAACGGGAUCAAAACCACUAUUGUGUGCCCAUUUUUUAUAAACACUGGAAUGUUUGACGGCUGUACUACUGGCUGUCCUUCUCUGUUACCGAUUCUGGAACCAGAAUAUGCAGUCAGGAAGAUAGUAGAUGCUAUCCUGCAAGAAAAAUCGUACUUAUAUAUGCCAAGGUUUAUAUACUUCAUAGUGUUUUUAAAAAGUUUCUUGCCCCUCAAGCUUGGAAUGCUUUUGGCUGAGUAUAUGGGUGUCUUUAAUGCAAUGGAUGGCUUCUGUGGCCAUAAGAAGAAAGACUAAAGACCAACUCUGGCUGAUGUCACCUGAUACCCAAAGCUACGCAAUGUCUGUUUCAAUGAAGAAGUGUUUGUCCGACCGAAUGUAUCUGGAAACCACAAGUUCUUCGUCUGCUGUCCGGACUAGUAUUUUCAACCAAUGCCUUUGAAAAUAAUGUUGCGUACUGCUUUUCUGUUGAGUUUUUUAAAUUAAAAACAAACA